CAGCCGAGGACCAGACGCCCGGGCUGCUCCUGCUCUAGUGCCGAGGCUGCGUUGAGAUUAAAAAAUAAAUAAAAUAAAGGAGAGAAGGAAGGAAGGAAGGAAGAGAAGGAAGGAAAAGAACCAUGGACUCCAGGCUGCUCGUGGGGCCGGGGAUACCCACCACCAAGACGCCCCCCUGGGUCAACAUCAGCCGCUAUGACCCCCACCGGCUCCAGGAUUUAGCCCCGAUUUCUACAACUGUGUCCACUGUGCCAAGUUACCCCUUCCCCACCGCCGACGUCCCAGACCACGCCCACUACAUCAUCGGGGUGGUCAUAUUGUUUGUGGGCAUCACGGGCAUUCUGGGAAACUUCCUGGUUGUAUACGCUUUUUGCAGGAGCCGAAGUUUGCGCACUCCUUCCAACAUCUUCAUUAUAAACCUGGCAAUCGCAGACUUCCUCAUGUGUAUCACCCAGACGCCCACCUUCUUUGUGAACAGCAUGCACAAACGCUGGAUCUUUGGCCGCAAAGUGUGCGAGUUGUAUGCCUUCUGUGGCGCGCUCUUCGGGAUCUGCAGUAUGAUUACGCUGAUGGUGAUUGCGGUGGACAGGUACGUGGUGAUCACCCGCCCCCUGGCCUCUCUGGGGGUCAUGUCCAGAAAGAAAGCCCUGCUCAUCUGCGCCGUGGCCUGGGUCUACUCCAUGGGCUGGAGCCUGCCCCCGUUCUUCGGCUGGAGCGCGUACGUUCCAGAGGGGCUGAUGACUUCCUGCUCGUGGGACUACAUGACCUUCACGCCUCUGGUCCGCUCUUACACCAUGCUCCUCUUCACCUUCGUCUUCUUCAUCCCUCUGGGCAUCAUCAUCUUCUGCUACUUCUGCAUCUUCAGGGCCAUACGACACACUACCAGGGCAAUAAGCAAGAUAAACUCCCACGGAACCAGGGACUCGGCGAAAAGGUUCCACAAAAUGAGGAGCGAGUGGAAGAUGGCCAAAAUCGCCCUGAUCGUCAUUCUGCUGUUCGUGAUCUCGUGGGCCCCGUACUCCUGCACGGCCCUCACCGCCUUUGCUGGGUACGCGGAUCUGCUGUCUCCUUACAUGAACUCCAUACCAGCUGUGAUCGCCAAAGCCUCCGCCAUCCACAACCCCAUCAUAUACGCCAUAACGCACCCCAAGUACAGAUCUGCCAUCAGCCGUUACGUGCCCUACCUCGGAGCUCUGUUGUGCAUGAGGCCCAGAGACCGCUUCACCAGCAGCAGUUUCCAGUCCACGCGGCGCUCCACCAUGGCCAGCCAAUCAGAAUCCACGCAUCCCAGCAAAAUCCCGUCCUCCCUGUCUGAGAGCGAUUCAGCGAGGUUUUCGGAUACGGAAGACGACUUGUCCGCGCCCUCCUCGGCCAGUCGACAGGGCUCUGCGGAGGUCAGACAGGUGCGGCGGCAGAGCCAAAGGUCGAGGUUGAAAGUUUACGGAGCGGACAAACAAGCGGGAUAUGACAACUCGGACCUCAGCAUGUGUCAGCUUUCACAGAUAUCAAGUGUGACGGACACUGAAGACAUCUCUCUGUCAGAUUUGAGUCUCCAGCCGACCAGCCUCCUCCCUGCAGCGACUGACACACUUCAGAGACCAGCGGCCAAUAAAGCAUCUGUCAUCGUCACGUCCAUCUCCAGCCCCUCCAUUUUGGACAGUCCUCCCGGUUACCACGGCAACUUCAAAAUAGCCAAAACGUGCAGCGGCAUCGCCAAGGACCCUCUGGACAUCGCGCGGUUAGAGGCUACGGCUUUACCAUGACGCCAACGGAAAUACAGACAUAAGUGACAAGUGUGCAAUCUGUACGUGUGAAUGGGAGUGUUAUCGUAGUAGCUCUUAUAUUACGCUUUUUUCUUUUUUUUUU
Messenger RNA from Boleophthalmus pectinirostris (great blue-spotted mudskipper), 1866 nucleotides. RefSeq names its product melanopsin-A-like. The coding region runs from base 123 to 1763 and encodes 546 amino acids. The record is from RefSeq and is a predicted model, not a curated record. NCBI's taxonomy places the organism in Eukaryota, Metazoa, Chordata, Actinopteri, Gobiiformes, Gobiidae. Gene Ontology annotation, cellular component: membrane. Gene Ontology annotation, molecular function: G protein-coupled receptor activity. Gene Ontology annotation, biological process: visual perception; G protein-coupled receptor signaling pathway. The transcript is spliced from 11 exons.